AUGAGUCUGACACUAGUAAUGUUGAUCCUCAUGAUCUUUAUAUCUUCGGGUCUAACUGCAAAGUGCCCACGUGUUUGUGUCUGUGAUGACACCAAGCUCAUUGUAACCUGCAUUGGGAAGAACCUCACACACAUUCCUAUAGCCAUAAAGGAGAUCACAGUGAAGUUGGAUCUUAAGAGAAACAAUCUUGGCGAACUGAUCAAAGGUGCUUUUAAACACACACCCUACCUGACCCACCUGAACCUGCAGGGAUGUGGGAUUCACUCAGUAAGAGAGGGGGCAUUCCGAGGUCUUUCCCGUUUGGUCCAACUUGACCUCACCAGGAACAUCAUUAACGUCCUAUACCAGGAAUCGUUUGAUGGAUUAUCAUCAUUGAAGCAGUUAUAUUUGGAUCGGAACCGCAUUGAGGAGAUCAAUCCUGGAGCGUUUGCUUCGUUGAGCUCUUUGAAUCUGCUGUCCGUCACUCAUAAUCAACUUGUCUACAUUCCCAACAUGGCAUUUCAGGGUAUGUUCAAUAUCCAGUUGUUACGUUUGAGUCACAACUCUUUAAACAAUCUGGCAACAGAAGCCUUUGCUGGUCUUCUCACACUCACUCACUUGAACCUGGACCAUAAUGAGCUCCAGUUCUUUCCUACAAAAACUAUGACCAGAUUAGUGGAGUUGACUCAUCUCGACAUGAGUUUUAACCCUAUGACGUAUCUGGUGGACGAGAGUGUGACAAUGCCAAAACUCACACAUCUGUUGUUGACCAACAUGGCCUUGCAGGACCUGUCAGAUUUAACUUUGUCUCUCUCUCCCUUCAUCUCUCAUCUGGACCUGAGCAAUAACCAGCUCCCUUACAUACCGGCCCUAAUGGGGACCACACGGCUCACCAGCCUCAACCUCACUGGAAACCCCAUCAGAUGUACCUGUUUACUACAGGACCUAAAGAUGUGGGCAAAGAAGUCCGGGAUUAAGCUCUAUGGUGAAUGUGCUUGGCCUCCACACCUCUCAGAUGAACCUCUGGUUAAUGUGCAAGAACAGGACCUCCGCUGCAGACAACAAGAUGAGCUGAUGCUGCCAGAUGAGACAGAAAAAGAAGGAGAGGCAAAAACUACCGAUGAAGAAAAGAGUACGGAAAAAAGCAAGCCAAAGAAAAGUGACAGAUGUCCACAGAAUUGCUAUUGUGAGCCUGAUGCUCAACAUGCUACCUGUGAGGAACGUGGUCACACAAAAGUGCCAAGUGGUUUCCCCGGCAACACUCACCUGCUGAACAUGCGUGGCAACCACUUCCACUAUCUUCCUAGCAACAGUUUCCCUAAAGUCCCUAAUGUGGUGUCCCUUCACUUGGACAGCUGUAAAAUCCAUGAAAUCGAGAACGGAGCUUUCCAGGGUAUGAAGUGGCUGAUGUACCUCUACUUGUCCGACAACCAGCUUUCUUCCUUGGACACAAAUGUCUUCGCAGCUGCCCACGAGAUCAUGUAUCUUCACCUUGAAGGCAACAGGCUCUCCCAGUUUCCUUAUUCAGCUACACUGGCUCACAUCCCUAAACUCCUGGAGCUGCAUCUGGAAAGAAAUCUGAUAGCUAAACUAGAGCCUGUGGGGCUUCUUACUCCAAUCCCUCAACUGACAGGCCUCUAUCUCACCAAUAACACCAUUACAACCAUAGUCCCUAAAGCUCUGGAUCCAGCACCCAAGCUGGAUGUUCUCCAUCUGGAAGAUAAUAAGCUUACAGAAGUGCCUAGUGAUGCAAUAGGCCAUGCACCUCUGUUUACCGAAUUCCAUCUUUCAGGGAAUCUGAUUCGCUGGAUAGGUCCAAGAGCGUUUAGGGGCGUGGCUAAAAGUCUGAAACACCUGCAUAUUGAUAGAAUGGGUCUUCAAAAGAUGAGUGCAACGUCUCUGACAGGGCUUGGUCCCGGUCUCCUGUCUUUAUCUCUGGAAGAGAAUCAGUUAGAAGAGUUACCUGACUUUUCACAUCUUACUGGCCUGCAAAACCUCACCCUGGGUACCAAUCCACUAAUGUGUGACUGCAAAUUACUGCCAUUUUACAGCUGGUUGUCAAAUACAAGCCUAAAAGUUGAAGCUGUGUGUGGUUACCCUUCUGAGCUGCGAGGUCAGGCUGUGAUAGAUGCUGUCAUCUUUGAAAACUGCUUAGGAGAAAAUGCUCAGGCAUUCAAUGAAACCUCCAUCACCACCACCAAUGACCCAAAAAUAACAGAGAUGCAGACGACAGCAGGGCCACUGGAAAAUAGUAAUGGACACAAACCAGUGAAAAAUCCCAAAAGAACCAGGUCUAAAAAGAAAAACAGAAGAAAGAAGAUCAAGCAAAAGGAAAAGAAGCAUUGA
Paramisgurnus dabryanus is the source of this 2325-nucleotide messenger RNA. It is a transcript of the gene chadla, whose product is annotated as chondroadherin-like a. Gene Ontology annotation, cellular component: plasma membrane. Gene Ontology annotation, molecular function: transmembrane signaling receptor activity; protein binding. The record is from RefSeq and is a predicted model, not a curated record. NCBI's taxonomy places the organism in Eukaryota, Metazoa, Chordata, Actinopteri, Cypriniformes, Cobitidae. Gene Ontology annotation, biological process: immune response; toll-like receptor signaling pathway.